Messenger RNA from Notechis scutatus (mainland tiger snake), 3954 nucleotides. RefSeq names its product kelch like family member 24 (gene KLHL24). Gene Ontology annotation, molecular function: protein binding. NCBI's taxonomy places the organism in Eukaryota, Metazoa, Chordata, Lepidosauria, Squamata, Elapidae. The record is from RefSeq and is a predicted model, not a curated record.
ACUUCUUACGACGUCUGAAAUUGCGUCGCAAACCAUUCGAUUAGAGAACUACAUUUCCCAAGACAUCUUUCAGCCGGCCCUGCUGAGAUUGGCUAGUAAGUGCGUGACAUCAUCUGUUUUGACUCUGAGAGGUCACAUGUUUGGGGUCUUCUUUGUUUAGAGUUGAGCUCGAACUUGAAAAAGACAAAAAGAGCGAGCGGCGAGCGGGCUAAGGAGAAGGAAGCAAGAGGCUUGCUGCUGGCUACUCUAAUUCCAGGAAAAAGCAUCAGACAGCACCAAGAGGAUAUUCAUCACAUCUAUUCUCCAUGAUUGCAUGAACAGUUGAUGUAACCAUGGUACUAAUACUGGGGCGCAGAUUGAACAGAGGGGAUGGUCGGGUCCAAGAAUCCCCACUCACCAAGCGUAAAGUUUUUGAAAUGGACCCAAAAUCUUUAUCAGGCCAUGAGUUCUUUGAUUUUUCUUCUGGAUCAUCCCAUGCUGAAAGCAUACUUCAGAUCUUCAAUGAAUUUCGUGACAGUCGCUUGUUCACAGAUGUAAUAAUCUGUGUUGAAGGUAAAGAAUUUCCCUGUCAUCGUGCUGUUCUUUCAGCUUGCAGCAGCUACUUCAGAGCUAUGUUUUGCAAUGAUCACAGAGAAAGUCGGGAGAUGUUGGUAGAAAUUAAUGGAAUUUUUGCUGAAGCCAUGGAUUGCUUUUUACAAUAUGUAUAUACAGGCAAAGUAAAAAUCACCACAGAUAAUGUGCAGUACCUGUUUGAAACAUCAAGUCUCUUUCAAAUAAGCGUUUUGCGUGAUGCAUGUGCUAAGUUCCUAGAAGAGCAGCUAGAUCCUUGUAACUGUCUAGGAAUUCAACGUUUUGCUGAUACACACUCUCUAAAAACACUCUUUACAAAAUGCAAAACUUUUGCACUGCAAAAUUUUGAGGAUGUGGCCCAGCAUGAAGAAUUUCUUGAGCUUGGAAAAGAUGAACUUAUUGAUUACAUUUGCAGUGAUGAACUGGUAAUAAGCAAAGAGGAGAUGGUGUUUGAAGCAGUUAUGCACUGGGUUUACCGGGCUGUGGAAUCCAGGCGCUCAGUUCUACAAGAAAUUCUCACACAUGUGAGACUGCCUUUGUUACAUCCUAACUACUUUGUUCAGACAGUGGAAGUAGAUCAGUUGAUUCAAAACUCACCUGAAUGUUACCAAUUGUUGCAUGAAGCAAGAAGGUACCAUGUCCUUGGAAAUGAAAUGAUGUCUCCAAGAACUAGACCACGAAGAUCAACUGGCUACUCUGAAGUUAUAAUUGUUGUUGGAGGUUGUGAACGUGUUGGGGGAUUUAAUUUGCCAUAUACAGAAUGUUAUGACCCAAUGACAGGAGAGUGGAAAUCCCUGGCAAAAUUACCAGAAUUUACAAAAUCGGAGUAUGCAGUUUGUGCUUUAAGGAAUGACAUCCUUGUUUCAGGAGGAAGAAUCAAUAGCCGUGAUGUAUGGAUUUAUAAUUCUCAACUUAAUAUUUGGAUCAGAGUCGCUUCUCUAAAUAAAGGGAGGUGGCGUCAUAAAAUGUCUGUCCUCCUUGGUAAGGUGUAUGUGGUUGGAGGAUAUGAUGGGCAAAAUCGGCUGAGUAGUGUGGAGUGUUAUGACUCUUUUUCCAAUCGAUGGACAGAGGUAGCUUCACUUAAAGAAGCUGUCAGUUCUCCAGCAGUUACCAGCUGUGUGGGAAAACUGUUUGUGAUUGGUGGAGGUCCAGAUGAUAACACAUGCUCUGAUAAGGUUCAGUCGUAUGAUCCUGAUACUAAUUCUUGGCUCCUUCGUGCAACAAUCCCCAUUGCGAAGAGAUGUAUUACAGCUGUAUCAUUAAACAAUCUCAUUUAUGUUGCUGGGGGACUCACAAAAGCGAUAUAUUGCUACGAUCCAGUUGAAGAUUAUUGGAUGCAUGUGCAGAACACAUUUAGCAGACAGGAAAACUGUGGCAUGUCUGUCUGUAAUGGGAAAAUCUAUAUCCUUGGUGGGAGAAGAGAAAAUGGAGAAGCCACAGAUACUAUUCUUUGUUAUGAUCCUGCAACAAGUAUCAUUACAGGAGUCGCUGCCAUGCCCAGACCUGUAUCAUACCAUGGCUGUGUGACUAUUCACCGAUACAAUGAUAAGAAGAAUUUUUGAAUAAGAAAUCAUAUUACUGCCAGAAUUUGUAAGAUUCAUUUUAAGAACAGGAAAGCAGCCUUUUCCAAAGUGUCAUCUGGAAAGAAAAUACUGUUGCGUUUAAAGUCUUGAUUGUUAAAUAUUUCCCAUAGUUAUUUCUAACUUCUUCUGAAAUCAUUAACAGUGGAUGUUACUAAAUGGAUCAUGUUCAUGUCCAUAUUGUAUUUUUUCAAGUUUAUUUCAAAUAGAUUUACCUGCAUUUUUCAUAUUUUUAAUGUGAUAAGUACUGUUUACUGUCAAUGUGAAAAAUUUAGUUUAUAUAUGUUUUAUGUGUAAAUGGUUUAAUAUUUGCCUUUUAUUUUCUUUCAAUUAAUUGAAUUUAUAGCACAACUAUUACAAUAAUUUUUAAAAUAUUUGAAAAUAAUAUAAGCCUAUGUUGUCUUGCAUCAUCAUAAAAUAAUUUUUUAUCAGAAAGCAUAUUAAAAAUAUUUAGGUCCAUCUGUAUGUAGAAUCACUCAGUUAAAGGGGUGUUUCAGGUUUUUUCUUUUAGUAUGUGACUAUUUUUCAUUUUACUUCUAAAUGAGAUCUUGAAACAUCUUACUUUUUAAAUCUUCAGAAUUUCCAUCUGAAAUUAAGUACAGUAAAGAUCACAUCAUAGUUGUCCAUCAGUAGCCCAAAGAAGCAAUACUUAAGAUUAAACUCUUCCACUCACUACGUAUAUUGGGUUUCAGUAUUGUUCCCAAAUUGGUAAAUAACAAUUUUAGAUUUCAAAAAAUUCAAUAGUAAGGAUCUUUUGUUUAAAAUAUAAUAGAACCAAUGAACAAGCAGUUGAUUAAUCAUUGUCUUCUAUUAAAGAAUAAAAACAACUGUCAUGGACCUAUUAUAAAUAUUUUUCCAGGUAGCAUCUCUCUGUGACAUGGAUCAUUUUCUGAAUUCUGUUUUUUUUCCUGUAGCAUACCCUGUACAACUUGAAUAAGUUUGACAUAUUUUAGUGUAGAAAAUGCAUAUUAAAACAUGAUUUCCAGGUGAGAAAAUGAUAAGUAUACAUGUUACUAGCACUUUUGUGUUCUGUAUUGCUGUGAUCAGUAGUUGUAUAAGCAUUUAUAGUAGAAGAACAUGUUUUACAAGGAAAAUUCAUUAUACUAUUUUGUACAUUGUUUGCUUCCUGAAUAUUUUCCAUAUAAUUACACUGCUGUGAAUAUUAUGAAUUUUCCCUGGACAUAGGUAAGUUUUCCCUGGACAUAGGUAAGUUUAGUAUAUUCUUUUUACAUCUCAAUUUUUAUAUCAUGGUCAUGUACAGCCAGCAUAUAUUUGCUUCGCUAGACUUUAAGCCUUAAUCUCCUGCAUAUACUAACAUUUAACCUGAUCAGGAACUGAGUAAAACCAGUUUCCCUGAAAAAUAUGCCUAGUUCUAAUUGAUUUUCAAGCAGUUAUUAUAUACUAUGACAUUUCUGGUGCCUUGGAAUCUUACAUAACUGUACGUUCAUCAAAUGUUUUAACAUGGAUAUGGCUCAUAAUUAAUCAUUUACUGAAUGCUUUCUGUUAGAUAUUGGUGUGCUUGCAGUAGGUGCCUUUAAAUACUUUUAGCAUUGGCUGUGCAGUACUUCUAUUAUUGGAAGCAUUUGUGCUGCUUUGCAGUAGAUCAUACAUGUUGUAAUUUUCAAUAUAUGAAUUAACAGUUCAGUGAAUUUGGUUUCUCUGACUAGAUAAAUCCAGUUAAGUCUUUUUGUUCCAGCAGUGGGACAAAAGUAGAUUUUUAUUGAGAUCAAAGGGGUUGUUCCUUCUCUUGAUUUCAUUGGGAAGCUAUUCUGUUAGUGAAAAGAAAUGCACUGCAUUUCACCAA